GGGGAGGGAAUUGAGAGGAGGGACUCAGCCGGCGCUGCUCUCACUGAUCUCGUACUCGGAUGAAGUGCGGGUCCCGGUCCAGGUCCCAGUCUCUGUCGCUGGAGUCCGCACCAUGAGUGAGCUGUACGUCGUGCACGAGGGGUUCCUGUUCCCCAAGCACGUUAUCUCGGAGGAAAGCCUGAGAUACGCCUGGGAGGAGUUCCAGGUCCGAGACGAAGACGUUUUCAUUGUCACCUACCCCAAAUCAGGUACAACAUGGAUGCAAGAGAUAGUGCCUCUGAUCUUCAGCAACGGCGAUCUGACUCCAGUGCUGAGCAUUCCAAACUGGCAGCGGGUACCGUGGCUGGAGCACAACUUCUGUAAAGGCCUGCUGGAGGACAGACCAUCACCUCGGCUGAUUACAACGCACUUUCAAAGGCACAUGUUGCCAAAGACCUUUGAUAAGUCAAAAGCAAAAGUUGUAUACAUGGCACGACAUCCAAAGGACGCUCUGGUGUCGUCUUUCCACUAUCACAAUAUUGCUGCCUUCUUGGACAAUGCAGGCAGAUUCGAUGAGUUCCUUGAUAAGUUCUUGGAAGGAAAAGUAAUGUAUGGUUCCUGGUUUGACCACAUUAAAAGCUGGUGGCCAGUAAGAGAUCAGGAGUACUUCUUGUUUCUGACCUACGAAGAGAUGCUGCAGGACACACGGAAUACUGUGACAAAACUUGGGGAAUUUCUGGGGAAGCAGCUGAGCAGCGAUACGAUUGACAAGAUUAUAAGCCAAACCAAGUUCAACAACAUGAAGCAGAACAGCAUGUCAAACUACAGCUUUGUACCCUCGGACAUCCUCAAUCAAGAGAACAGCAACUUCUUAAGAAAAGGUAUUGUUGGAGAUUGGAAGAACCAUUUUACCCAAGCCCAGUCUGAAUAUUUUAAUUCAGUGUUUGCCGAAAGAAUGAAAGGAUUGAAUUUUCCAUAUUACAAGGACUGAAAGGACAAGAAUCGAUAUCCUGAAUUAACUGCAGACUUCGUAAAAUAUUUACUUAGCUUUUCUCACUACCGCUAAAUCUUAUUCACUUUGCAAAGAAUUGUAAUGUGUCAAUCAUGCCUCCCAUUCUUUCUGUACUGAUGGGAUGUCUCCCAAAUGAUUCUCUGUACAACAGAUGUGCUAUUAAAAUUUUUGCCUACA
Messenger RNA from Mobula hypostoma (lesser devil ray), 1168 nucleotides. Its product is annotated as sulfotransferase 2B1-like. The transcript has 6 exons. The record is from RefSeq and is a predicted model, not a curated record. The coding region runs from base 113 to 970 and encodes 285 amino acids. Gene Ontology annotation, molecular function: sulfotransferase activity. Gene Ontology annotation, biological process: sulfation. Lineage: Eukaryota; Metazoa; Chordata; Chondrichthyes; Myliobatiformes; Myliobatidae. Gene Ontology annotation, cellular component: cytoplasm.